Wyeomyia smithii (pitcher-plant mosquito) is the source of this 23569-nucleotide messenger RNA. RefSeq lists its product as uncharacterized. The transcript is spliced from 12 exons. Gene Ontology annotation, molecular function: calcium channel regulator activity; GTP binding; GTPase activity. The record is from RefSeq and is a predicted model, not a curated record. NCBI's taxonomy places the organism in Eukaryota, Metazoa, Arthropoda, Insecta, Diptera, Culicidae. Bases 765 to 2606 code for a protein of 613 amino acids. Gene Ontology annotation, cellular component: plasma membrane.
CCUUCUGCAACGUCAAGGUCUCUCGCUCAGCCUCUGCAAAGUGUUGCCUGCAAUUUAGUGUACACAUAAAUCACCAAUAACGUAAAAGCCACGUUGAUGAAAUUGGGUAGUCAGGCGGUCGUUACGUGUUCAGUGAUUGGGGAGGGAAGAAGGGAAGCUUUCCAGCCGCCCUUAUCGCUCACUUGGCGAGUUCUGUGCAACGACCGAAGGUGGGUGUGUGUGUAUGUGUAUGCAGGACCGUAUUCCUCCAGCUGCUUUCGUCGUCGAUGUCGUUGUUUUGGGGGUGGUGGGUGAAACUUGGCUGCAAACGGGAUCCAUAGUUAAGCAAAAGUGCAGAAAUAGCUCCUCGCUUUCUCGUUGUCUGUUCGCUCCAUUCAAUCGGGGUUUCGGCAAUUAAAUUUCCUGUGUGCGAGUUCGGUGCCAUUCAGUCGAUUGUGGGCACCCUUUUCGGUCGAGAUAUAAGUCGAAAGGCAGUAAUGAACAAUAACGCGCAAUCGUUAUAAAUAGUUCCAACGGAUUUGUUCGGUUUUAUCAGCAACAGUCUCGACUCGAAACCCCCGAACGAAUCGGAGAUAGAGGCAGGAUAUUCUUUCUGAAACCAGGGCUUCUUGGUCCCGUUUGGGUGCUGUCAGCAGAUGUGAGCUUCAUUUUGGUUGUGAAAAGAAAAUCCCCAUCUGAUGAAAAUUGGAUAAAUUCGUAAAAAGGAGAUUAAGGACCGCGGUGCCGUCGGCACAUCAUCCUUCGCAGACGGGACGCCGAAACGUAUGUGCAUGCAUAGCUUGCCAACAGAAACCCAAACAAAACUCGAUGUAGAUAAACAUCCCACCGGUGCCAUGGAAGAGACACGCCGUUCCAGGAAGGAUCUCAAGAAGAGUCAUGCCGAUUCCUGGCCCAGCCGUAUGUCGCUGCCGGCGAGUCCGAAAAUAAUCAAAACCACCGAGGAGGAUACUGAGGGAAACAGCAGCAGCGACGUGUUCGAUUAUUGCCAGUUAUCCUCGCAGGCAUCGUCCAGCGUCCAGUACGAAUACGAUGCCAUUAGCCCACGGUUCGAACGAAAACGGUUCGAGUUCUGCUAUCCGACGGUAUCUAAAGAAGACUGCUCCAAUAGCAUAUCAUUGGAUAAUCAUGACAUAGAUCGUAAGAAAAAACGAAUUUAUCCCAGCAAAACGCCGGAUAACUCCUUAGAGAAUGAACCAAUUCUUACCGAAUCGAACGCCAGUUGCAGUUCACCCGGCCGCAGGAGCUCAAGGGCAAAAUCGCCCGGUCCAUCACCUCGUCCUACGCGCCGUCAACUCAACAGCGAGAUCAAUAUCACGUCCAAUCCGGGCUAUCAGGUCCUACGGAAUUCGCACUCGACGCUGGAUCGAACCUGUUCGGACAGUGUGGUGUCGCUCAAUUGUCACAAAUCAACCAGCGAUCUAACACAGGCCAGCGAUGCCACCAUGGCUGGAUUGGUUACCGUGGGCCGAAAGGGUCGCCGGAGAAGCAGUCACAAGGGUGGCCUUGCUUAUCUGGCCAGCCGGCGAAGCUCGCGGGAUUCGGUCAAGAGUGGUGCAUCAAACACGUCCGUAUUUUCGAACGAGGACAUCGGUCCGUUAGCCUUUCAGGCGUCCGCCCGGGGAAGACAGAGGCGAACAUCGAAUUUCCUCGAACUACCCAUUCCUGACCAUGCGAGACCUCGUGUCUGCUCCCUUCCCGAACGGCCGUACAACCCUAGGCAGAGUGACGAUCUGUACCGGUUGAGACAUUUUUCCAUCAGUAAGGGUACGGUGGUCAACUGUGGAGAUUCGAUCAUUUCACGGCGAUCGAAAAGCAACACCAGUGUCAACUCUACGGCUAGUCGUGCCAGCGAACGUUCGCCCUUUGACGGCUCCUGCUGUGGAGGUGGAUAUGCCACGGUUGAUUCGCUGCCCUCGUCCCCAGCCCCGGAUGAUGACGAUAGUGAACCAAUUCCUACUAGGUACCGCGUGGUGAUGCUUGGCGACUCCGGUGUCGGCAAAACCGCUCUCGUCUCCCAGUUUAUGACGUCCGAGUACAUGCACACGUACGAUGCCAGUUUGGAUGAUGAAUUUGGCGAGAAAACCGUUAGCGUCCUGCUCGAUGGCGAAGAGUCGGAGAUGAUUUUCAUCGAUCACCCCAACGUGGAGAUGAGCGUGGAGAACUCGUUAUCAACAUAUGAACCGCACUGCUGCGUCGUCGUGUACUCGAUCGUGAACCGAAACUCGUUCCGCGUCGCCGAGGAGAUCCUCAACUAUCUGUGGUCGGAAAACUACACCAAAGAAAAGGCGGUCAUCAUUGCGGCCAACAAAUCCGACCUGGCGCGCUCCCGGGUGAUCAACACCUCCGAGGGUAAACAGUUAGCCACUUCACGAGAAGCGAAAUUUAUCGAGACGUCCAGCGGAAUCCAGCACAACGUGGACGAACUGCUGGUGGGUGUAGUGAAGCAGAUUCGACUCAAGGAGCAGCGGGAGAAACGGGCCAGUGCGACCAACCUACGCAAUUCACGCACACAGAUGUCGCUGCAUAUUGCCAAGGAAAUUCUGCACAAAAUCUGUCUCACCGAUAUCACCAAGUCGAAGAGCUGUGAAAAUUUGCACGUGCUGUAAAUCCGAAGGGUAAACACAAUCAACUGGGAGUCCCUCGUGUCGUCUCGGAACGUCAUUGAAUUAGGUAAUGAUGUAUGAAAUUGAAAAAAAUGAAACAAGGCCAUCAAUUUCCCAGUAGGCUAGGCCAUGUUUUUGGAAACUUACUCAAACCCCUGGCCAACCACAAAUGAUAAAGCGAAAUUAGGGAAAACAAUCAUUAAAAUAGAGAGAGAGAGAGAGAGAGAGAGAGAAAUAAAGUAACGCCUUCUUUCGUAGAAAGGCCGGCACCCCGACAGAUGUGUGCCAAAUUUGACCUCACUGCAAAUCUGCCAGAUGUGUACACACUUGUUGGCGCUCCGCUUGCUAUCAACAACACCGGAAUAACCUGUUGUUGUUUUCUUUCACUCGGCAAGGAAGGAAGAAGGCAAAAGUGGCGUUUUUAUUUUCUUCUUCUUUUUUCAAACUGUUCCCUUGAGCUUGACACGUCAGGAAUGCGCUUAUGUUUGCUGUAUGUACCCUUCAGGUGCGCGCAUGUGAGUCUGUCUCUUGACAGUGAAAUUCCAAUGAUUUUGAGGGAUCAUAGUGUGUAGUAUAUUUACCAGCUGUAUAGGAAGUAACGCCUCCCACCGAACCAAAAACCAUAUGAUUAACGCUUUAUUGAGAAACGCGCAACCGGCCAGUAUUAGCGCCGGGUCACGGUGGCUCAGUUAAUUUAGAAGCAAGCUAACUCUUUUAACUUCGGUGUGGAUUAAGUAUAGUAGCAGAAAAAUAACGUAAAACAUAUUAGCUUACCAUCCAAAACCCGUAUUAUUAUACAUAGAAACAUUAAGAAAAUUAGCCAGAAUGAAAUGUUGAUUCUAAAAGAAUUUUAAAUAAACUAGCAUAUGCAAGCAUUACUACAUUGUGUAAGACUGGAGAUACUAUUUUGUAUAAUAUUAAUACAUAAUUAGGUCAGGAAAGCUGCAAAUACUGAUCAUAUGUUUGGGGGAGGUAAAAGUUAAACAAACUUGUAACGGAACUCAGCCCACUGUACAAUUGUGUAAAACCCAAGAAAUGUUAACUCGUAAGAAUUAUUUCUGCUAUUCGCUUUAGGCUUUUAGUGAUAAAUCGAGGAAUUUCUAAACAGGAAGUGCUCUUCUUUGUAGCCGUGUGCAGGGAACAGAGGGAGGGGGGAUAAUUUGAAAGACUCUCGUUAACAGUAUCUAAUUUAUCAUUUUUUAUCCGAAAAAAUCGGACUGACAGCCAAAGAUUAUUGUUCUUUGGGAGUGAAGUGAAAUAGUCCUAAUAUUUUUGGGUAUUCCCAUUACAAUAAUUGAACGAGCAUCAUGCUAUGAGCAGUAUUUAGAAAUGAUUUCAAAGCUAUUGGGAGCAUACUUUAAAAAUCUGUGACCGAGCCUCGUUGUGUCAUUUUUUAUUUAUUAGUGGCAUCAAGGCAAUAAUUAUUGUCAUCUAAUUUUGAUUGAAAAAAAAAACAAUCUUAUGUUUCUUGCAAUUUCUUUUCGCUAUAAAUGUUGUUGAAGAGACGUUUUAUUGUUCAUUGUUCAUUUCGCCCGUCUUUUUCUUUAUUUAAAUAAUUUUGAACAUUUCAAAUUGAUCUCACAUACAUCCAAAGAUUGACCUUCCGAUUUGUUUAUAGUCUGCAAAUGCAUGACGAAUCGGAUAUUGUAUACGUUCAAACUCAAAAGAUAAAUCGUUUGUAUUGAUCGGAAUGAGUACAUCCUCGUCUUUUAGCUUUCAUACACCAUCUUGAUUCUAAAAAUACCGAUAUUGAGUGGUAUUGUGCCAAAAAUUCCAAAUAUGCCAUCUGUAAUCGAUAUUUGGCAGCUGUGCAUCAUCUCGAUCAGUUUAGAAUGCUUUCCGGAAAAAUUGGUUGAGAUAUUACAUUUGUAUGGGAGCUCCUCUCCAGACUAUCUUCCAGACCCCCUUCCUCCUUCCAGACGAUGGAGGGAUGUCAAAAGUAUCAUAUAAACGUUUGACAUGUCAAAUUUGGUUCCAUUUGCAUGAUUAGUUCCCGAGCUUUGCAGCAAUCAGUGUUUGAUUCGUAUAGAAGCCCUCUCUUCCAGAAAAGGGAAGGGUGCUAUACUAUACAAAUAUUUUUCGCUUUCAAAAAUUGUCACAUGCCAAAUUUGGUUUCAUUUGCAUCUUGAGUUGUGCAGGAAUUUGUGUAUCAUUUGGAUGGGAUUUCUUUUUCCAGAAUAGGGAGGGUUGUUGAACCACCAUUAAAAUAUUUCGUGCUCCCAAAAACCUUCACAUACCAAAUUUGAUUCCGUUAAAAACAUCUACAUGCAAAAUUUGGUUCUAUUUGCUUGAUUAGUUCUUAAGUUAUUCGUGAAUUUUUGCUUCAUUUGUUUGCGAGCCUUCCUUUCCAAAGGAAGAAGGGGUGUCAAACGACCGCAGGAAUAUUUUAUGCUCCUAAAAACCUACACGUGCCAAAAUUGGUUCAAUUUGCUUAAUUCUUGAGUUAUGCACGUAAUUUGUGUUUCAUUUGUAUGGGAGCCUUUCUUUCCAGAAAAGGAAGGAGUCACGAACCAUCAUAAAACCUUUCUCGGCCCCAAAAACCCCUAAAUACAAAUUUUCACGUCGAUCGAUUCAGUAGUUUCUAUGUCUAUAUAGCUCAAACAGACAGACAGACAGACAGACAAAACUGCAUUUUUAUAUGUUUAGAACAGUGGUUCUCAACCUUUUCCUCGAGUCCUUUCGCUUAGCACAAAGAGCUCUGCGGCCCCCCAAUGAAUUUUAGAUACAAGUUUUGCAAUAUGAGGCUGCGUUUUUCAGUCUCAUGUCGUCUUGCAACUCUUAUUUGAGCCGUUGCGGAACAGAGUGGUCUAUGUGCCAUCGAGCAAAUUUGUCAGGAGAAGCAAUUUUCGAAAAAUCUCUGAAUAAAAUUCUGUUCAUCGGAUUCUUCCAAACAAAAUGUUCUAAUAUAAAGGUUAUGAGGUGGUUUAACAUGUGAAUACAUAAAAUUACCUUUUUUUGGCGAAAUAAGUGAAAUUAUCAUACCAAUGUACAUAGACCACUCUGACUUCAUAUAUAUUUUACUGGAAUCCUCGUAUCGUUUCGAGACAGAGUGGUCUAUGUACACAAACAUAAAUAAAAAUUACGUUAACUCGUACAACAUGGCUAGUGCAUGUUAUACGACAUGUUAUAUGACAUGUUAUAUGACAUGUUAUAUGUACAUGGCAUGUCACCUGUAACAUGUGAUGUUUAUACAUGUAACACAACAUGUUACAUAUUACAUGAUAUUUGACAUGUUACAUUUUUCGUGUUACAUUACGUGUAAAAUGUUACAAACCACGUGUAACAUGUUACAGGACAAGUGACAAGUCACAUAUCACAUGUAAUAUGUUACAUGUCACAUGUUACAUGAUGGCAUUGCCUCGAUCUUUGUACAUAGACCACUCUGUUCCGAAACAGAAUGGCCAUUCUGUUUCGGACGAAAAUUCAACAUGGUAUAAAUCAGCUUUAAAGUUCGAUUUUUCGAAAUUUUUCUAGUCUCCUAACUUCUAUUUCUUGAGUAGAUGUGGAUUAUGUAAAAAACUCAUUUUUGAAAAAAAUGGUCUUUAGACCACUCUGUUCCGCAACGGCUCAAUUUGUCUCACGUCUUGUUCCUAAUACGCAGAGCGGAAGAGUUGAAAAUCCGCUUGCACAGAGAUAUCUAGAAAGACAUUUCAAUUACAUUCAUUGUUUAUCAGCCAUCGGACCCCCGGUUGGGAACCACUGGUUUAGUUCAUGUCCGAGCAAAUUAACAGUAUUAAAUUUCAUCGGAAACUUGCCGAUACGAUUUUGAAGUAGAAUACUUCUCUCAGGAAGUUCGGCUACAUAGGGAUGUGAAAUGAAAAUCUAAAACCGAAGAAAGUGAAAAAUAUGUCCAAUUUCAAAUGCUAAUAAAUCGGUUAGUAUUCGAUGGAUUUCCUUCGUUCUUGCAGCAAUAGAUUGGAAAAUCUUCUAAGAUUCUUCCCAAAAUAAGAUAAUUGUAAUUUUAAUAUUCACACUAUUGUACUAUUGAAAAUAAUCAAGCCUUGUCAAAACGAAAAUUUCGACCUCUUAUUGGUCGUUAUAUGCUUGCUUCCCAAGCACGGUCGACAGGAUCAUAUACCUUGCAAUUGAAAACAUGCUAUUUGGCCUGUUUCAGCCGGAGCCGCUCAUAAUAGUUCUAGAUAGCGACAACAGCAGUCGUCCUUCCUUAGCAGCAGCACUAGCCCUGUGGUUGGUCACCACGUCUCAGGAGCAGCGCGGUUUUUCUCAGCGUGUGUCGCCAGACAGCCAUUAUUCCCCCCGUGUUGGGGCAGCAUGAAGAUUGCCAUCAGGAAAUCCAAUUUUGGAAAUCAAAAUGCCUUUUUCAAGGCAAAUAAACAAGUCAUUGAAAGUUAAUAAUUUUUGUCAACGCAAGCAAGCAUUCUGUGUUGCAUCCUAGCAAUUUAAAUUUGUCGCACCCGUCUAAUUUACUGAAUGUGAAAUAGCUUCCACAGUGCAUGUUGUCCGUGUAUCUUAAUUACCCCAAUGUUAGGGCAGCUCAAAUGUUGUAAUUAGCAACCGAUUUCGCAACACGCAACAGCGAGCAAACUAAAUCGCUUGAUGUUACAAACCGCAAUAAGAUACGGGUUAAAACCGUUGCAUGUGUGAGAGCACCAUCGGUGUUUAUUCGCUGGAUAAAAAAAUCAAAUGCGAAUUGUGGAAUAAUUCGUCUAAAGAACAUAAGGAAAUGGUAAACCUGAACUGAAAGGCGUAGACGUAGCACCCUUCGGCUAUAAAAGAGUGUUUCUGGGAAACUAGCUACAUUCAUAAGUCGGAAGGUGAACUGGAUGGACCGUCCAAAGCGUUGACAGCAGUAACAGCAUAUAUCGGCACUCAGCAGUAACAGACCAUAGCAGCGGGUUGCGCCUGUGGUUGCCUUCAAAUUUAACAAAUCACUUGCCCUGUGGUUGGUCACCACGUCUCAGGCCUCUGCUAGGCUGAACGCCAACGCGAGCAAUCGGGCGAGAUUUUUGCCGUACAUCAGCCGACGCUUCCUCUAAUGGAAAAGUUGGAUCAUUUAAUGAAAAUUGAAUAUUACUGUCGGUAAUAUUACAGAGAUGUGAUUGCAUUAUAUCCGAUAUGGAAUUGAACAAUUGUUCUUUUGAGGACAAACAAAACACUUAACUUGAAGAGUUAAUAGUUUUGGGUACCAGUAGCAGUAUGGUAACAGCCUCAGCGGUAGUAGGGUAGUUUGGGGUAAUUUGGACCCCCUAAGGAAAACUCCUGUUAUUUCGUAGCCUGUGCUUUCUAUCCCACAAACGUAAUGUAUUAUACUAUUAUUGACCUGUUUUCUAUGUUUUUACACAAAAAAUCAUGAUAUUGAAGUCAAAAGAACUAAAAAAAAUAACGAAACUAAAAAUAAUGAUUUUCGGACAUAAAAAAUCGUUUGGGGUGAAAAUGGACAACUAUUAGGGUAAUAUGGACAGUGUUUGGGGUGAGGUGAACAGAGUAAAAAAUGUGAGUUAUCUAGUAUUAAUGGUUACCUAAUACACAGUAGAAGGUGAUAUUAGGUAUACGAAAUGAUAAUUGAAAUUCUUAGGCAUUGCACAAUGAUUCUACCAUAGGCCAAAAAAAAUUACCCUUUUCCAAUUAUUCAAACUAGCGCGCGCGAACACACACACAUGUGUGUGUGUGUGUGUGUCAGUGUGUGUAUGUGUGACUUAGUGUGUGUGUCAAUGCAUGUAAUAUAUUUCUUUACCCGAAGUUUCAUUAGAAUCGGAUGAUAUAUCAAUUUUUGGAAGCACUUUGAAUGUUGCUGUGCCAGGAAUUGCAAUUAGUUUUAUGCUCGAAAAUCACAAUUUUAAGCUUAACUCCGAAUACUUGUAACUCCCUCAAUUUCAAUCUGAUUUUGGAUCAACAAAUUUUGUUUUGAAGAGAAACGUUUACCAAAAAUACAAGCGGUUUUUUAAUUAAGUUUAAAAUAUUAUGCCGGGAAACCAAAAAUCAUGUAUCUCAGAACUUAUGUGUACCGUACGGUCUUGUGAAACAGUUCGGAAUGAUUAGAUAAUCGACAGCCUAUGGGAAAUUUACCGUACUUUUUGAAUUUUUGGAUCACGGUUAGCAUAUUGUCGCUCAUAAUCCGUUGAUCCCAAAUCCGUGAAUGUACUUUGAAGAACGAUUUCUUAUUUUUAUUGAAAGGUCCAUCAAAUACCUUAUUUUCUAUUAAAUCUUUUAAUCGGUCAAACGACUCAAAAGUUAAAAAUUUUUGCAAAAUGAUUGUCGAUUUUUGGCAACCCUGAUUCAAAAAGAAUUACCCUGAAGACCAAACAAACUCAUAAGGGUAUAAUAUUUUUCGAUAAAGAACAAGUAUACCAAUGUUGAGUAUGAUCUGAACGAUAAUUAGUCUAAUAAUAAGAAAGGUUUAACGGCAUUUUAGGUGAAUAACAAUUUCUGACAUCAGAAAUGAGUUCAGCACUCCAAAAUUGGCUUAUACGUUUUUGUAUGCCCGCGGUGUUAGUCAGACAAAAGAAUUUACUUCAAACUCACCUGACCAUAUCACUCCAAAAAAACUGUCCAUUUUACCCCAAACGGGACGCUUUACAAAAAACGCAAUUUCUUCCACUAUUUUUUCCACUAUGCUAUCGUAAUGUUUUAUCAAAAUGUAGCCUUCUACUAGACAAACAAGGCUGCAAAGCUGAUUAGACUUGAAAUAUUAAAGAAUUUCUCUAUAACCUUAAAUACACGAGCGUAAAACUUACAGCGAAAUCAACUUUUGAUGUUUCUUUUCUUUACAUUGGCACUGCGGUGCACCCAUCACAGCAAACCAUGAAAUUUUUAUGUUAGGUAGGGUUCGGUAGUUUAAGGAAAGGAUGAAGUAGUACAUGGAACCCGAGAAAGUCAUACUUUUCAAGAUAAAGCACCGGUCCAUUUAACCCCAGGGGUCCAAAUUACCCCAAACUACCCUAAAUGGAAGCAGCACGGCGAAACAAUUCGGGUGUGCUUAGACGCGCGUCAUUUUUCGUUGUUGAUAUUAUUCCCCACAUGAAACGACGCGCUUUCGUACGAUAGCGGCGGUAUUAGCGGUAGAUACAUUUGCCAACACUUACUCCAGUAAAGCCGUGUCUAAUUUUCAAUGUGAAAACACCUUCCUUUUGUGUUGGCCGUGCGCAUUAGGCCUCUGCCAGGCUAAACACGAAAAGCGGCGCGAACCGAUUCGCCCGGCCGUAGGUUAAUGUACAGCCGUGAGUAGAGCUGUGUAAGAGUAUUCUACUUCAACCUUGCGGUCGUGGCUUUGCACACAACCCUCCUGUGAUUUUUUUGUCGUAGAGCUACGUCUUCCGGUAAGCUUCUAUGGAAGGCAAAGUGAGGAGAGCUCAAAAUCGUCAUUUUCUUUUUCAUUUACUUUUCAAAUACUGUGUUUAAUUAACAUGUUAUUUUCAGGAGUAAUUUAGUGUAAAAAACUUCUAAGAACGGCAAUGAGUUUUUGUUCGGAACUCCAUCGCUAGUAGCGCUGCAAAAUAUAACUUUUGCUCUUUAGAGAAAUGUUGUCUUCAGCGAAGUUAUAGAUGAAGUUUUCACACAAAAAAUGCUAGGGACAUUUUUCACCUAACUUUUUUUGUUUUAUUGGAAUAACGUUUGAUCCUCUAGCGCCCAAGGUAAUUCCUAGGCGGGGUUCGGUAAAAUCACUAAGAAACAUUAGAAACACUUUACAGGUAUUUACUGAAGCUUUUUAGAGGUUUGACUGAAGACCGCCAAAAGGUGGCAUUGGGCACUAAAGGGUUAAUAUUGGACUAGUCCUUGAAAUAAUAUUUCUUCUAAUAUCUAAUAAACUGUAGCAUUUGGAAGACAACAAUGUUGAGCAUAUAUUUGUACAUCAUCCAAACACCAAAGAUGACAAGAACAAGAUAUCUGACUCUUGCAGAGUUCAUCGGACAUGAUUGUCGCUGCGCGUGAGCAAAAGUCGAACUAAUUUAUACACUGUUAAUAUGAUGUAUAUUUAACGCCAAAAUCAACUGACGACAAGGCCAAGACAUGACUGCUGAAAGGUGAAACAUUUUUUUCAGUAUCCAUGUGGACGACUACUGCCAUCCGAAAAAUGAUAAUAAUGUGUACGAAUGUUUAGUUCGCAAACAUGAAACUCUCCGGAAAAAUCAAGAAUUAUCGGCGCAACAUUUAAGAUUAACGUACCAUCAGAACUUUCUGAUAACCGCUAUGAGCACGCUCUACAGCCAAGUUUUCCACUCUUGCCGAGGUUAAUUAAAUAAAAAUCGGGUAUGCCGGUGAACCUGAUCAUAUGCACAAUGGUUCUGAACUAAGGGGCGACAUCUGGCUUCUUACUAUUCUUCCUCAUCCACCUCGAUGAUCCCUGUUGUAUUUUUCGUACGUGAUGCCAUUCACUCGGAAAAAACUUGGAUAUUUCAAUGCUUUUUAUCACCAUUAUGCACAAUUCCUCCUGUAAGCGAUAGUUUUAUCGUCUGAGGGUUACCGGAGAAUCUACAUUUUCAAUUUACUUAAAAUCGAACGUGUCAUCCAUCAAUGAUUAUGAUUCAUUCAAUGACCCAUCUGAAUUGUACUCUCAGCACAAGCAAUAUGCCUCAACAGGUAUGUUCCAAACUUAAUCCAGUACGGAUUCAAAUUAGAAAUACGCUUACACUACCUUAUUAACUCCCGACAUUGAGCAGCGGUAGGCUGUUCUUAUGCUUCACGCAAAACCGUAAUAACUCCUUGCGCACUUUUGGAUCUUUUGGUAAUUGAUAUUAGUGAUGAUCGAAGUCGGAUCUCGUACUACGCCCGUAUUUGUACGCUUUGUACUUUUUUUAAUGUUCACUUGAAAUUGUAUUAGAUUGUAACAGGUGACAUCAUUAAGAAACAUAAAUCAAAACAACGAGCAUUGUUGCUCAGCAACACUGCCAGCAAGCCUGAUGAUAAAUUUUAACGCACUCGGGGUUUUCAAUUUCAGCCAAUCAGCGAGUGGUUCCCAAAGUGGAUGCAAAUCUAUACCCAGUUGUCUCCCCUUAGGUUCUGAAACCUGGCUUGCGACAUACCCUGAAAAUGAAUCGCACGCUAAUCCCUAAUGCUUUUUAUAUAUGGUCGGUGUUAAGUCAGACCGGACCAAGUGACAUUUUGAUCAUUUCGAGAAAAACGAGUUUGAAGUUUGUUGCUCUGGGAAUUUUGAAGUUUUCAAUAUUUUUUGCACAAUUUUGAUGUUAUAAGCUGGAGUAACUCUCUAACUGAAUCAACUGUAUGUGACAAUUGAAAAAGGAGUGCCGUGAGCUCAAAAACAACAUCAACAAUUAUUGAAAAUAGUUUGAAUAAACUUUAAACUGUGUUUGUUUCAACAAAUCAAUGGUAGGAGCGGAAUGUUUUAAUGGAACAAAAGUAUGGUUGGUUCACUCAUUUAAGUUAUUCGUAAUCAUCCACUUUCUCUGCAACUUUGGCCAAAAUUGCCGUAGAAUUGGUAAUGGACUGGAUGGUUUCCUCGUGUUUUGGUUCUGGAAUUUCUGUCACGUUUGGAUGUAGUGCUUCAAGGACAGCUUCAUGAAAAGUUGGCACAGGUUCUCCAUUAUUGACUAUAAAAUAAUAUUGAAUAGAUAUUGACAACAUGCUUUACACACUUAAAUGUCAAUCGAGCCAGCUUCUUCUUGUAUUAAUAUGGAAGGUCUUUUCCAAACAAUCGCUUGUGUUGCCUUUAGCUUCGUAAUUUCAUUACGGGCAUAAAACUAAUUAGCUUGCAUAAAACAGUAACAAACAUACACUUACCACUUAUUUCAACCUCCUGAGGAUAUAAUUCAUUGGUUAAAUCAUUAAGUUUUAAGUUAGUAUUAUUACUGUAACUUGAACUUCUUUCUGGAAUUGUGGAAUGUUGUGUCACCCACACAAAUGACUAACGUUUCUCAUUUACGUGUUCAAUCAGAGUGGACCAUGUACAUUUUCCUUAUUCACUGGUAAAGUAUACUUUUUUGACUAACGGGCAAAGAAGCAUUCCGAUAAGUUGCCUGAUAGUGUUGAAAUUCAUUUAUGUUGACUUCAAACCGAUGCUGUAAAUUCCGAUAGUUUCAACUUUUUUCUGCUUAACACAUGGUUCACUUUGUCUGCACACUAUAAGGCAUUAUAUCAGGUCAUGUUAGUGACAGCAAUAAACGGUCCAAAAACACAUUCAAAACUACGGCAAUGCGUGAAACUUUACAGAUUCCGAUUAGGGGUGAGUGAAAGAGUUCUGUGAUACAAAGAAAGCCGGAAAAACGCUUGAAAAUUCUUCCGUUCGUUCGCUUUUAUCAAUAGCUGACCGUAGGCAGUCUCCUUGAAAAUAAACGUUUGGUCCAUUCUGACUGAACACUGUAAUCGCUUUUCAUUGGUCAUGCAGACAAAAAUCAUGCUGUUAUUUCUGCUGUUUUAGAGAAAAUAAAAUCUGAUUGUUGCGUGAUGUAGCUUAAGAAAAUCUUCAUCCAAUACUAUCGUUAACUCGUUUUUUCCAAUUUUGCGACUUAGUCCGGUCUGACUUAACACCGACCAUAUGAAUGUCAAUACACGAACCUAAUCAUUCUAUUAUGUCGACUCAUACCGAUUUUAAUUGGAAUCUACGGUAUUUUUACGUGUUUUGGCAUUUGACGCGUGUAAGCAUUGGAAUCUGAGUGUAAAAUUAUUGAUUUUGGUAUGCAUGACAUGGCAAGCCGAAGUGUAAUACACUCGACUUUGUGAUGUGAACUUAAGUGCAAGUGUAUUCCACGUAGAUAUGAAAUGUUUCAUCUAUUAGCACAGAAGUAAGUGGAAUCCACUUGGCAGUAACGUGUCGAUUUUUUACAGUGUAUCAAACUUUAAGUUUUGGUAGAUUGGGACCUGAAAAUAAAUAUUACCCCUCAUAAUAUACCCCCACUCUGGCAGUCAAUUUCACACUUUUCUUUCGAACUUUGGAAUGCAGAAAAUAUGGCAAUAGCAUUAAGUGCAAAAAAUGACAAUAUCAUUAAUAUGUAUGUUACCUUGAGCAUGUUACCUUGAGCGUCGAGCUGACCUAACUGCUACACUUUUUUCAUAUAUAAUCUUGAACAGCUCAACGAUCGAUGACGGACUAUGCACGGUUAAUCGGUUUUGCUCCUAGUGACAAUUUUAUGAGAAUUUAAGUCAUCAGAUGACAGCACUAACCGUCGGAAAUCGGUCGUGUUCAAAAUGUAUGAAUAAUAUGGGAGUUAGGUAUCUUGUUCUAGUUAUCUUUGCAAACACACAACUUUGUAAAGACAUACAAGUAGGAGAGUGGUAUGCAAGACACGACCGCUUGACGUUGGACGAUUCAAGCGGGAAUUUUUAGAUUAGAAAUUGUUUGACCUUACCGUUUACCGAUGACACGGGAUGAUUCCAGUUCUUUUGCUAUCGGCACACGCACAAAUAUAAGCAAUGACCAAAUGGCUGAAAGCAUAUGCGACGAGACAGAUCCGGAUAUUAUUACUAACAAGUCCGGACAUGUUCAGUAAUGCUGUGCAGUCCGCCGGGUGGUCCGUCUGAUGUGGAACGCUGCGAUCGAGUGAGUCACGUGCUCAGCCUUACUGCGCUAAAAUCAGACGCUGCUUUGCCGGCGGCGGGUCGAGCCAGUCUCCAAUAAGCGUCAACCGUCCUCUCGCCGCAGUAACAUUUAAGACUAAAUUUCUGCAAGCUGGAGCUUUAUGACUACUGAAAGUUAAAUUUUCAAGAGGCGUGACAUGCGUACUAGAGCGAAACGAAGUUCGCUAAUACGAUUUCCCUUCGUCUUUUUUUAAACUUUCAUACUAUUGAGCGUUUCUAUGGUCUGGAAAAUUUAAUCUACCAUUGUUGAGUGGAAUGAAACAUUGAACACAUGUUUGCUUAAGCGAACUGCGUAUUCUACAUAGAUUGAGGAAUUUUGCAGACUUAAGACUAAUUUCCUGAAAGUCCGUAUGCAUUAGGCAUAGGCUUUGGUCAAAGCAUUGUAGCUCAGAAACUAUUGGUUGCACAAAACGACUGUCUGAGAAUGAAUUAUAGGAAACAACAUAAAAAAACAAAACGACCAAAAAUAGUCAUGUUUUGAACGAGAAUUUCAACAAAUCAAACUUGUAAACAUUCAAAUUGAGAGUACACAAAGGUCUGUUCAACGCGGGGGAUGCGUUCCGAAGUUGUGUGGGACCGCGUGAAAAAAACAUUUUGAGUAGGACAUAUAACGAAGAGACCAAAAUGCGAUAUUUCAAAUUGUCUGUGUUUACACCAAAAAUUUAGAAUAAACGGAUAUCUGAUUCUUUUGGCCUUAAACGGAAAACGAGGUCGAUAUUUUGUACCGUUUUUAAUUAAUGGAGAAAAGCAACCCGCGUAAAAAACGCGUAAAAAAACCUUUCUGUAUUCGGAUUAAGAAUAAUGUUUAGAGGACAGAAAUCUAUCCCAUUUUAAAUUACAAGAUGGCAACUUCCGGUUUUCGUGAAACAGCCAAAAAGCCCAACAACAUCCAAUAUGAAUAUUUCCAGAAUCAGAACGAUACUUACAAACGGGAAAUAUACUCCAGAUGCCAUUUUAAAAUCCAACAUGACAACUUUUGGUUUUCGGAAAUGAUCAAAUUCCACCCAAUAUGGGUAUUUCUGUAAUCGGGAUGAUGCACAGAGACCAAUUCAUGUAUUUCUAAGACAUUUGUCAUAAAAAUAUUUUUCGAUAUCGACAAUUUUAUGUACUACUGCCUGUGCAUUUCUUAAUUAGUCGAAAAAGUUAAACUUUGACCGCUUUGAGGCUCGUGUUUCCGAAGUCAGAUUGAACUAAAUUUUGAAUGGAGGCUAUUUUUGAGAAAACGAAACUUUUGAGCACUAAGCGAUAUUAGAAGAUCACUUUUUUUUCGUACAACUCAUACCAUAUAUAUCUAGAGGAACAUUUCAAAAGGUCUUAUCUGCUUUGAUCGAUUUUUUGAUCGAUCACAUUUAUUCAAUCACCACAACUUAUCAAACACCUUUUAUGACACGUUAUUUGCACGAGUUGAUAGUGGAGGGAUCACUCUAGCCUUCUGAAUGAAAACCACGAUUGGGAAAGUUACUUAAGCUGAACCAUUACCAAAAUGAAAAGACGCUCCGGAAAAACGACGGAAGCAGAUAGGACCUUUUGAAAUGUUUAUCUCGAUAUAUACAACGGAAGAUCAAUUAACACAAAAAUAACAGCAAAGAAUUUUGAAAAACUUUGAAAAAAAUAAUGCAAGUAAUAAUAGCUCACCACAGUUCAUAAUUUUCAAUGGUAUACAUGGGCGCAACUAAGGAAAAUUUCUAGGGUGGGCUAGUUUUCAUGUAUUUCAUUUUAAAAAAGAGAAAAAAGAGUUUGAAUAUGCUUAUUUAAUGACGCUUAAAAUCGUAUCGUAAAAGCAGAAAAAAUCACUUCGGGAUAGAAUCUCCGAAGAUGUACUGAAUAUCUUGAACACAUCGUCAACGCCAAGCUCUUUCAGCAACAAUGAUUAGGGUUUGCAAUAUUCCCGUAAAUAGAUUUCCCGGGAAACGGGAAUGAAAAAUUUCAUUCCCCGGGAAUUCCCGGGAACCGGGAAAGGAAAAAAUCCUUAGAAAAAAUGAGAUUUCAAAUAAAGUUUAUUAGUGAAAAGUUUCAAACAAUCGAUUCACUCCAGAAAUUCAUGAACAAUCGUCUAUCAAUCGCCUCAGUUCCGCUGACAAUUUUUCGUUAGGCCCAAAUAAUGUAGUUCCCUGCUGUAAAACUUUGCUUAAGAUCGCUGAAUCACCGCUGGUGUCUGAUUUCUAAAAUACUUCUAAAUCACCGAUUCCAGCUCUUGCUACAUUUCAUUAGAAACUGAAGAGUCCAAUACUUUUAGUUUGUUGAAGAUAAAGCUGAGUGUUUGGCAGCGAGAUUUUAGAACAUUUGAAUGCCUUCGUAUUAAAUGUGAAAUCGCGGCCACGUCCAAGUUACACUGACUGAGUUUUAUUAAUUUAUUUAUUUCUGGUCGAAUUGAUUUACGGGUUUCAAUUUCUUUUAUCAAUUAACAGGUUUCAAUAUUUUUUGUUAAUAAACAAAGAAAAAAUCAAGCAACUAUCCGCGUAGUAGUAAACUCACUAGCGAAAAAAAGUCAUGAGACGAAGAAAAUAUUUCUUAAUUUAUCGUUCACUGAAUAAGACAGCAUAUAUUUUUGACAAAUAAAUUAAGCAAAUAAUUUGAUAUUACACGGCAAGCAAAUAUUGAUCGUCGUUUCAAGCAAAUAUUUGCUUCGUAUAAUGCACACUAUGGAGCUGCUCUACACUUAUACGAAGUAAGUUUCGUGUUUUGAUACGAUAUUUAGUUUUAUUGCAAUAUUGUAUGGCAAAUUUUUCGAGGAGCUCGGGAAUCCCGGGAUCCCGGGAAUCAAUAUUCCUAUUCCCGGGAUCCGGGAAUCCCGGGAAAAGGCAAUUCCCGGGAAAUCGUUCCCGGGAUUGCAAACCCUAACAAUGAUUCGAUAUUGGGGAGAGCUAGAUUUGGUAAACGGCUGGGCAGUGCUUUUUAACAGUUCACCCGUACUAGUUAGAAUAAAAUAGACCCCAGUGUGGUUCAAAGCAUAAUGCCCUAUUACUACCUCCACGUGGUACCGACUGGGAUACGAGCUACCAAGGAGAAACCGGUGAACCGGUGGGGUAGUUGUUCUCCUUAGAGAGCAGCUUGUCUGUGCGUCUACCCCACAUGCUAGGGGCGGCUCAAACAGCGACUGAUCCGGACCGGACGGUUGAACUAUUAAAUGCGGUGUCUCGCCAGCUACAUCCAUGGCGGCAGCUCCGUCGCGAGACUAGGCAUCGCAGCCCUAGUAAGGCAGCAUACUAAAAUAAACAUACUACGGAGAAUUAAGAAUUCGAAACGAACCGGAACAAUCGGCAAUGACCCAGCCGACGAAAUAAGGACGACGAUUAGAAGCUCAGUACAUGUAACAGUAGAUCGCUUAACGACCCGGAUGUCGAACGGAUUCUGCUGGAUCAGCUAGAACCCCGCCACUUCGACAUCGUUGCGCUCCAGGAACAUUGCCUGAAAGGAGAGAAGGUACGGUGGACAGGUUGUGUUUGUUGAGAAUUAAAGGCCGGUUCCACAACUACACUAUUCCCAAUGUGCACUGCCCUCACGAAGGAAGACCUGAUGCAGGGAAAGAAGCGUUCUACGCACAGCUGGAGAAACUCUACGAUAGCUGCUCGCGUAGAGAUAUCAAGAUCGUCGUUGGGGACAUGAACGGAAGGAUAGACUUAUAUAAGCCGGUUAUCGGCCCGCACAGCCUGCUAUGCACCAACUUCGCAGCUUCCCGCGGAUUAUCACUCCAAAGUCCCUUCUUACCUCGACCAACGUACUGCAAAACAAAUUGACCACGUUCUCAACGACGGCCCGUUCUUCUCAGACAUUACAAACGUACGCACCAAUCACUGUGAUGAUCGGACAUGACCACUUCGAUACAAGAAACUACAAAACCCUGAUAACCGGUAGUCCUCUACGGAAGUCCUUUUGAUAUUUUCGAACAGAUGGUGCCUAUCGGCGAACAGAAAGUGACUAUCUACGGUGGAGCAUAAGCGGACGACGGAUAAUGGCUACAGCGCAUGAACCAUGAGCUACAAGCGCUGCUUGGAGAGAACCCCAUUGCACACCUGGCGAAAGACAAUAGGUUGCGGUGGGCCGGUCACAUCGUAAGAAUGCCGGACGACAACCAUGUGAAAUCACUUCUCUCCAGCAACCCUACCGGCACAAGAAAUUAAGGGGCGCAGCGCGCAUGAUGGCUCGAUCAGAUCGAAAGAGACUUGCGAGUGAUGAGACGUCUGGGGAACUGCUCUGAUAUAUAGUAUGGGAUGUAUAUAUAUUGAAUACAAUCAUUCUCUAGGAAAUUCUAGGGGGGGCUAAACACGUUCUAGGGGGGGCUUCAGCCCCCCCCUAGCCCCCCCGUAGUUGCGCCCAUGGGUAUAGAGGAAAACUCCGCACGAGUUAUUGCAAAUAAAUUAAACACACAUUAGAGAAAAUUUUAGACAUAAUCGUCAAAGGCCAGCAAAUGCAUUAUCUAAACAGUAAUGAUUUGGUAAUCCCAGAGAAAUCAGGUUAUCGAGAAGGGUACUCUUGUGAGUCUGAAUUGAAUUUAGUGUUAGAAAAUCGGAGCAGAGAAACUAUUUUUGCGAUAUUUCUGGAUUUAAAACGCUCUUUUUAAACAAUUUCAAUGUAAGAAACGUUAUGGUAUCGUAGGAACUGCAUACAAAUGGUUUCAAAGUUAUUUGUGUGCUAGAGCUCAGAAGACUCGUUUUUAUGAUUCUGAAUCAAUUUCCAUUGCUAAUACAUCGGAUGUUCCGAAAGGAAGUGUUUUAGAGCCCAUUUUGUUUAAUGUAUAUAUUUUGACAUGGAGCGUGUUUUACGGUUUUGCGAUGUAAAUUUAUUAACCGAUGACACUGAUUUGUUCAUUGCGGCUAAAAAUCCAAAUGAUGUUGAUGCAAUUUUUUAACCAAGUUUUGAAUAACUUAAACUAAACUUUAACGAAACAAAAUAUUUGAAUAUUUCUUCGGCCAACUUCAAAUCAGACGUAAACAUUGGUGAAACGAUUGAUCGCGUGAAUGAAUUGAAAUAUCUUGGAGUAAUCAUUGAUGACAAGUUAAUUUGUAAGUCUCACAAUGUUAUUGUCAUCAGAAAAAUGGCUCAAAAAUAUUGUAUUAUGUGCCGUUUGAAAAAUGAAUUAACUACACUGGGGUCGCUUUUUACGCGGUUGGUUGUACCGCAUUUAAAAGAUUAGAUUCUACAUAUGGGUCAUCCCAUACGAAGUGACCACGGAAAAGAAUAAACUUGGACACGACCAUCACGGAUUUGGCUCAAAGCUGGGGGAAUUGUUCAUCUAGGUUCACUAUGAAAAAUCUCAAUUUUGGUGUCGAUUGGAAUACCCCCCGCUCUGUGGAACCCCCCUCUUUGUGACAAAGUCAGGCAAUUUUUGUUCAAAAUUCCGUUUUUCUUUUUUUAACAAUUCAUAGAUGUAGGACGUCCGCAAAAUACUGAUAGAUGAUUUUUAAAGAAAAUAAACCAAGGAAUCCAAAAAAAAUAUAAUUUUAGACUGGAAGUGUUGCCAGAUAGAUUAUUUUUGUAUAUUUUUGUAUUUUCGGAAAAUUUUACGUAAUAAACACUUAUCACCCCGUGGUAAUAUGAGCCAAUCUCGAGAUAUAGCAUUUUUACGAAAAACUGAUUACGAAAUUUAAAACCAUUUUUGUAAAAAUGCUAUAUCUCGAGAUUGGCUCAUAUUACCAAGGAGUGAUAAGUGUUUGUUUUGUAAAGUUUUUCGAGAAACACGAUGAAACCUUCAAAUUCAAAAUAAACUCAGCUACAUUUGCCAAAAAAUGCCAAUUUAGUUUUAAAGUAGAAAAAUAAUCUAUCUGGCAACACUUUCGGUCAAAAAUAAUAUUUUUUCUGGAUUCCUUGGUUUAUUUUCUUCAAAAUUCACUCAUCACCAUUUUUAGGAUGUCUUACGGCUAUAAACUAUAAAAUAAACUAAUUACGAAAUUUACAACUAUUUUCGUAAAAUUGUUAUAUCUCGAGAUUGGCUCAUAUAAAUUCGGAAUGAUAGUUGUUUUUUACGUGAAAUUUUCCAAGGACCACAAUGAAAUGAUCAAAUUAAAAAUAAAAAUGGCUGCAUUUGCCGAAAAAUCUAAAUUUAGUUUUCAAAUACAAAAAUAAUCUAUCUGGCAACACUUCCAGUCAAAAAUAUUUUUUUUGGAUUCCUUGGUUUAUUUUCUUUAAAAAUCAUCUAUCACUAUUUUGCGGACGUCCUACAUUAAUGAAUUGUUAGAAAAAGAAAAACGGAGUUUUGAACAAAAUUGCCUGUAUUUGUCACAAAGAGGGGGAUCCCACAGAGCGGGAGGUAUUCCAAUCGACACCAAAAUUGGGAUUUUUUCAUAGUGAACCUAGAUGAAUAAUUCCCCCAGCUUUGAGCCAAAUCCGUGAUAGUCGUGUCCAAGUGGCAUGUACACUUCGUGCUAAACUUAUUUGCUACCGCGUACAAAUAAUCUUACAAAUCGAGUGAAAAUAAUCCGUGUGAUUGUAAAAAUACCCCGUUUAAAAAAGCGCAUAUAAACAACCCGCGUAAAAAGCGACCCCAGUGUUCUAUUAGCAAAAAUUAGAUUCAAUUACACAUAUUUGAGCCACGUCCGCGUAGACUGAAAUAGACUAUCUGGAUACUCAGUACAUCAGAAUUAAAACCCUGAAAUCCAAACAAAAAGCAUCAGGGUGACACGAGCUCACGACAAUUAUAUCCUGAUUGUGGCUAGUCUGGCACUCUGUGCAUAAUUUUAAGGCAAUUUGGUGAAAAUAUAUAUGUUUUUUUUUAAUUUUACGGCUUUGUAUGCAAGAAGAUUCGCCAGUUUUUCUGAAAUCUUAUGAUUUAAUUUUUUCGAUUUUUCUAGCUUUUGAGCAGAGGUUUUUGUAUACUAUGUCCCAAUUAUGACUAGUUUGGCAUUUUGUCGACAAACUUAAGAUAUAUAUUUUGGUCAAUUUGCAUAUCUGCAUUUUUUAAACUAUUGGGGCUUUGGAUGCAUGAAACUUUGCCAAUUUUUCUAUUUGAUAGGCAACACUCGCAUCAACAGCUAAUAGAGAAUCGGCGUGAAAUAUCGUACUCCCGAGCGUCUCCGUCGGUAGGCGUGGAUUGAGCGGUCGUGCAUAAUGCUUCGGUGUAAACGCGUCUCCGGUCCGGGAGAGUUCUGCUCAUAUAAAUGUUUUCGAAAUGUAGUGUAAUAUACUACACACACACACACACACACACACACACACACACACACACCUGUGCGUGGCUCUAAUAAUACUCUAUUGUUUAUUUCUGAAUCGGUUCUUUGAAUCGGUCUCAAAGCAAGAAAUCGCUUUUCAAGAACAGACGAACAAUUUACAAGAAACGUCGUUAGUCGACCUGUUAAGCUCAAAGCCAGAUGACCGGGUCACCGAAUAUCUAGAGACUCCGCGUCGAUACCUUUCAUGAGGUUGUAUUUUCUACAGACUGGUUAUAACCGUGUUAUAAUUUUCGGUAUACAGAGGGUCACUUCACGAAGAAGUGAUAGGAGUAGCGAGGCGUUAACGUAGGCUCAACUCUCGUAGCUUUCGUAACAUUGUGUAGUCAGCUGAGAUAAAUCAAUGAGAGAUAUGUUUCGGUAGUUGCAUAAUGACUUCAUAAACAGAUUUUCGAAUAUUUGAGUCUGUCUUGAUUAGGUUAUAGGUCCGGUAUCCUUGCGUGCGCUUUAUUUUUGCGGUGUUACAUCAUCAACCGGAAUGAGUUCGGAUCGCGUUAUGAUUUCCGUAAAAGAUAUAAUGAACUCGUACGCGCGAUAUUUGUUAUUAUGAACCCGGUACUAGAACUCAGCGCAUCGUUUACCAAAACGAAACCUGCUGCAAAUCUUACCCUUUUCUCCAACAUCCCAGUGAUUUCUCGUGGAAGUGCAGAGGUGUUCUCGGCUUCCAAUAAAGCGAGUAUCACGUCAACAUAUUCCUAUACACACUCCUUCUUUGACCUGCAUUCGGAUGCGGCCGGCGCUGGUAUUGCCUAAUAUAAAGAUUAAGGUCACCAGUUGUUACACAUUGAGGAUGACUGUUAAUCCCAAGCAUCACCCAUUGGUUCUCUGUGUAAUUACAGCUGAUCUGGCAAUAACGGAGUAGCAACCGCGGGCGGUCAAUCAUGCUCAUGCUCAUGCUGAAAUCCAAACAAAAAGCAUAUUGGGUUGAUAACUGAAAAGGCUUGGGUUGGCCAGUGGACUGUAGAGCUCUUUAUAUACAUAGUAUCAUAGGAGAUCUCCCUCUUAGUUCUGGAUCGUUAUCCGGAAUCAAUUCUGAUUAGUUAACACUUUCAAAUGUUAGGUUUAGUUUUGAACCCAGUCCGGAUAAUUUUCUUGUUGGAAACGUUCUCGAUGAGCUUGGAUCAAUAAUGUAACUGGAAAAGCGUUUCUUUAUUUAUUUUUAAAUUAUUGGUAUUCUUUUGAAAGGUUACUAGACAUGUCUGUUUAAAUAACCAGUCCAAUAUUUGUUUGCCAACCGGUUUGAUUGUAUAUCUCUAUAUAAUAUUUUUCAUAGAUAAAUCAACCAGCUCAAACCGAUGUAGGAGUUUGAGGUAAGAUCAUCAUCAUCGUAAAUUUCUGCUAGAACGAAAACUGUAUUAACCUAAUUUUGACGUAUAACGUAAUUACCUUUUGCUUAAAUUCUUUCUAUUUUCUUAUGAUUAAUCUCAUCACAAUCGUUCGUGCGCACGGCUACGCUCUUCCCUACUUGCCAGAACUCGAUAAAGUGUGCCAUAGAAAUAGACACUGCUGAAUGUUGACAAAAAUUUGAUUGAAAAGAAACGCUAGAAUAAAUUUUAGCGAAUUUAUUGGGAACAAUGAGAGUACAAUAUGGUGGGCAAUUGUGCGAAUUUAUAGAGUGUAACCAAAAUUUCACGCUCGUCCCACGAUGGACUUGACACGUGGGCCUAAUAAAAACACACACGAGUUUGUUCGAAAGUAAUAACAACAGUAGUUGCUAACAAUGGUUAAGUGUAACGUGUAAAUUCAAUUAAACAUAACCUGAAGCAAAAAUGAGUUUCAUAUGACCUAAAGCUGUAAAACAGAACAUUGCUCUGUCAAUUAGAGUUAGAAUCCUCCAAAAGAAUUAAAACAAAAAUCGGCUAUAUUUUCUGAUAGACACCUAAGCUAUGGGGAAGGUAACGGAGAGGCAAUAAGACAAAAGAAGUCUUCACUGAAUCCAUGUGCUUGUUAUUGUAAAGAAUUAAAAUUAGUGGUAGAAUGUUGUACUUGUACUAGCGAAUCAGAUGUUGACACUGAUGAGUCGAAAAGACGCGACUAUCAAUCAAAAUCGUUCAAUUGCUAUCGAUAUAUUGGCACUUUUACUUCUUAGUAUUUUUAUACAAACUAUUUUUAUGUAUACAAAACUAACAACACAAUCUGCAAAUUAUACUUAUCAGUAAAGUUACCUACAUAUACACACACACAUUAUACUAGGCAGCUCUAUCCGGAGGCUAUCUACUGAUACUAGGUACUGAGAAUAAAAUAUAUUAUAAAACUGUUUCUACUAUACAUACUAAAAGGAAUAUACUCGAAUAAAAGAUGUAAAAAACAUAA